AUGAACUUGGGACAUCAUGCCUUGCAAUUGGGUGCACGAAGUGAUUGUCCAGUUGGCGAACAUCCAUCUAGACAAUGGUCGAGUGAAGCAACAGUAAAAAAUAUGCCUGAAAUGCUCAAAUGUCCCAUUCAUAUAGCUAUUGAACGAGGACACAUGAAAAUGGUCGAUUUGUUUGUACGACAUUCGCUUUUGUGUACUCAAGUGACUCAUCCAAUAUCGGGAUUUUUACCCUAUCGCUUGGCAUUAUCAUUGUCUAUGUUAUCGAAAACAAAAGCAGAAAAACAACGUUACAGUCAUAUCUAUUUAUAUCUCUAUGAUAAACAAUUCAAUCUCAAAAUCCCCCUCAAUACCAAUGGUAGUAAUAAUGCCAGUUUAUUAAUAUCGAACACGAACGUCAGAACACUGCAUCGAUCACCGGCACAUCUUGUCGCUUUUUCUGUGCCACGCUACUGUAAAAUAAUCAGAUGGUACGAACGAGCACGAGAACGUGUUUGGAAAAAAUACGGUGUUCACAUCGACAAUUCAGUUGACAUCAAACGAGCUUAUCAUAGUAAAGGCUUAUUAGGUUACAAAGUAUUGAUCGAUGGUUUCAACAAUACCUUCGACGCUUCCGAUAGAAAAUGGCCAAUAGACCAAACUGACCGCUAUAGUGGUUAUACAGAUGAAGAACGUGAGAAGAUACUUAAAAUGAAAGCAUACAUGAAACAGUUUGGAGUUGAUGAACAGCAACGCGCUAAAUCUGCAGCAGCCAUCAACCGUCAAAAAUCACGGCAUCCUCCACUCUUGGCUCAACAUGGUUUCUUCGCAGCAAGGAUACAACCGAUCAGUUUUGCAUCUACAAAUUCUUCAGUAAUUUUGGAAGACAUCGUUUCGUCAUCGGAGCUCUCCAAUGAUCAAGAUACUUCGAAUUUUAUCGGCUCGGAUCAUCGAUGUCAAAAUCUCAUCGUCAAUACAGAAAGAUCGUUGAAUAUAUAUAGAACACAAUCGACCGCAGCCAAUCUAGUAUCAGUCGAAUCGAAAGAUGAUCAACAUGGAUGCAAUCGAACAGCUAAACCAAGAUCGAAAACGAGUUGCAAAACUGUUGUCCCUAUCGUUCAUGAAAAGAGAGAACAUGAACAGCAAGAGAAAUCUACUGUACCACCGAUUACUACACCGAUUUCGAAUGCGUCAAUCGUACAGUCGAUACGAAAACAAAAUCUCAGAAUCAUGGCCACUGCAAAUAUAACUUCAAAUCGUCAAAAGAAAAUGUCUUCUAUGGAUAAUUCCUUAUUAUCGCCAACUCGUAUGGCUGUCAAUGACCAACAACAGAAAAUCACGACUAAACGCGAUCUAUUGAUAAAAGCCGAACAAUCUUUACAGAAUUCUGCCAAGAAAUUGACAACAAAAAUGAAAUCUCCUUCUGUUCAGACCAAUUGCAGUAGAAUUCUCGAUAGCGAUUCUCAUACACAACGUCCAGAUCACCAAGCAAGAAAAAAUUUAGGUCCACUCCAAUUUCCUCUCGAUAAAAAACUUCAACAAGCAACUAUUAAAUCCUAUGAACGUCGUGCUAGUGCAUCGAUCCACACGACUGCCGUUCAUUGUUUGCAAGAGGUUCAGUUUUUCAAACGAAAAUCAUGGAUUAAACAAGUUGAGAUCAGUAAAGAAAUGGUCAAGCAACACGUCAAACGACUUCUUCGACAAGUCGAUGACAACGACGACGGAAGAAUCAAUUCUGUCUUCACGCCUAUGCGAGACAUCGGCAUUGCGCCUUCUCCAUGCACAAAUCGAUUUCCAACAGUCAAAGCAUAUUGA
Messenger RNA from Rotaria sp. Silwood2, 1791 nucleotides. The record is from the annotation of a GenBank genome assembly. Lineage: Eukaryota; Metazoa; Rotifera; Eurotatoria; Philodinida; Philodinidae.